Messenger RNA from Pistacia vera, 2049 nucleotides. RefSeq names its product 3-ketoacyl-CoA synthase 1. NCBI's taxonomy places the organism in Eukaryota, Viridiplantae, Streptophyta, Magnoliopsida, Sapindales, Anacardiaceae. Gene Ontology annotation, biological process: fatty acid biosynthetic process. The record is from RefSeq and is a predicted model, not a curated record. Bases 287 to 1876 code for a protein of 529 amino acids. The transcript has a single exon. Gene Ontology annotation, cellular component: membrane. Gene Ontology annotation, molecular function: acyltransferase activity, transferring groups other than amino-acyl groups.
CUUGCAGCUAAUAUAAAAGUUUUAGAGGUCUACUUUCUCCAUUCUUCAGGUUUAAAUUUCCCUCUGAAUCAAUCUCUUUAUUAUUCAUACCUAACCAAAGUAUCCAACCAUUUCAAGACGUGUUAGGGUUUCGUUUCCAUUUCGGCAUUUGUUUUUCUUUGGAGGGUCAAUUAGUUCAGCUUCUUAUAGACUCUUGUCGCUAAAAUUAGUAUACCAAUCUUUUCUGUAAGUACCAAAAAGAUAAAGAGAGAGGUCAGAAAAAGAGAGGGACAAAAAAAAAAAAAAAAUGGAUAGAGUAGAGAUAGAUAAGGAGCGAUUGACGGCGGAGAUGGCGUUUAAGGAUUCGUCCUCUGCCGUCAUCAAAAUUCGACAAGGGUUGCCGGAUUUUUUACAAUCCGUGAAGCUCAAGUACGUAAAAUUAGGCUAUGGGUACUCCUGCAAUUUAUCUACCAUUCUCAUGUUUGUUUUGAUUGUACCUUUGUCCAUAGCCACUCUGGUUCAGCUCACAGGUCUAAAACUCGAGCGGGUUCCAGAUUUAUUUUCGGACCAAAAGCUUCAGCUCAACAGCUUUGACGCAGCCACUCAAGUUGCUAUUUCAAUUACACUAGUAUUUCUCUUGGCCUUCUACUUAUCCAAGCGUUCCAGACCGGUUUACCUGGUGGAUUUCUCGUGUUACAAACCGGAAGAUGAACGUAAAAUGUCGAUGGAAUCAUUCUUGAAAAUGAGCGAAGAGAGUGGUGCCUUCGAAGAAGACACACUACAGUUUCAGAGGCGUAUAGCGAGCAGGUCGAGUGUUGGUGAUGAAACAUAUUUACCAAAAGGAAUAACAUCAAGACCACCAAAUCUUUGCAUGGAAGAAGCCCGGGCGGAGGCUGAAGCAGUCAUGUUCGGUGCACUGGAUUCGCUUUUUCACAAAACCGGUGUUAAACCCAGCGAUAUUGGAAUUCUUAUAGUCAACUGCAGCUUAUUCAACCCAACCCCUUCUCUCUCUUCCAUGAUAGUGAACCAUUACAAGCUCAGAACAGACAUCAAAAGCUACAAUCUUGGUGGCAUGGGAUGCAGUGCGGGUCUUAUAUCCAUCGAGCUAGCCAGAAACCUCCUAAAUGCAAACCCAAACACAUAUGCAAUCGUGGUAAGUACCGAGAACAUUACGUUAAAUUGGUAUUUCGGCAAUGACCGGUCCAUGUUGCUAUGCAAUUGUCUAUUCCGCAUGGGCGGUGCUGCCGUUCUUUUAUCAAACAAGGCUGAAGACCGGUCCCGGUCCAAGUACGAGCUGGUUCAUUUAGUUCGGACUCAUAAAGGUGCUGAUGAUAAAAAUUACAAUUGUGUUUAUCAAAGAGAGGAUGAUAAAGGAACCGUUGGUGUUUCACUUGCAAGAGAAUUAAUGGCCGUGGCUGGAGAUGCAUUAAAGACAAACAUAACUACACUGGGUCCUCUUGUCUUGCCACUGACAGAGCAAUUUAUGUUCUUUGUCACGCUUGUUCGUAAAAAGGUUUUCAAGGCCAAAGUCAAGCCUUAUAUACCUGAUUUUAAGCUGGCUUUUGAACAUUUUUGUAUACAUGCUGGUGGUAGAGCUGUUCUGGACGAGUUACAAAAGAAUUUGCAUCUCAGUGAUUGGCACAUGGAACCCUCAAGAAUGACUCUGCACAGAUUUGGCAACACAUCUAGUAGCUCAUUGUGGUAUGAGUUGGCUUAUACAGAGGCCAAGGGACGGGUUAAUGGUGGAGACAGGGUUUGGCAGAUUGCAUUCGGAUCGGGCUUUAAGUGUAACAGUGCUGUUUGGAGAUCGCUGAAAGGGGUUCCGGUGGGUGAGUGGCGGGGUAACCCGUGGGUUGACUCAAUUGACAGUUACCCAGUUAAGAUUCCUGUGGCUUGAAUGGCAACGUGUCAAUAAAUGAGAAAGUGACGUGGUUGUGCUGUGUGGCUUUUGUUUAGUAUUAUUCUUAAUCUAUCUACUAAAAAUAUUGGAAGGAGCUUCACUUUCUAAAACCAAAUGUAAAACUCCUGCCCAUUAAUUGGCGAAAUUAUUAGUAAGAAAUUAAAUUUAAA